Ciona intestinalis (vase tunicate) is the source of this 6817-nucleotide messenger RNA. The record is from RefSeq and is a predicted model, not a curated record. NCBI's taxonomy places the organism in Eukaryota, Metazoa, Chordata, Ascidiacea, Phlebobranchia, Cionidae.
CAUGUACUUUAAUCUGAUAAAGGUAACUAAAUCAAUUUUGUUUUAAAAGGGCUGAAACCACAUGAGCAGUUUCUACACUCUUUGUAACUAGUUAAAUUUCUGCUAUAGUUUACACACCACUAUAAACUGGCAAGGAAUGUAUGUCUGUAGAAACACUCAUGCGUUCCAAGAAUCUCCUGCCUGUUCAGGUAAUUGCAUCUGUGCCAUCUAACCCGAUGGGGAGCAGUCAAUCUGGACAGAAGGCAGCAUUUGAGGAAGCUUUACACAACAGCAUAGAAAGCUCAUUGCGUUCUGUAGCUGUUGCUCCAAGCUCUGUAUUUUCUACUUUGUUUCUCAGCCUUCGACCAGCUUCUGUGGUUAAUAAAGAUGAAACAGCUGAUAUAAAGCCAAACUCUGAACAACUAAAUGAAGAGUUAAACAAACAAAACGCAAGUCGACAAGAAAGUACCAAUGAACCACAAAACUCUUUGCUGGCAGCCAAGUUCCCUCAUACCAACCAAUCCCCUCUUAACUCCUCAAACCCAUCAAUUCUUUCAUUGCAAAGUGGUACUUCACCUACUCCUGUAUGUCGACCUCCUGCCCUUAUCCCUGCAAGCCAUGUUCGACACACAAACUUUCCUCACAAUGUAGCCACCUCAACCUCAUUGCCCCCAGUACCCCGUCCCCCUAUGACAUUGAUGGCACAACAGCAACAACAACUUGAGCAGGCACGGGUAGAACAGUUGAAACAACUUCAACGGCUCCAUGCAUGGAAACAACUUCAUAAGGAUAAGCCUCUACAUGUAAUGCCUGGGUCAGAGAUGAGUGCAAGCGGCAACAAUCAACAAUCUAACCUACCAGCAGUACUUGGGGGAAGUGGCAUGUCAGUCCAACCACCAGCUCCUAUUGUGUUGCCGUCGAAUUCAAUAAACGGAAUGUAUUCAAACGGAAACUUCCACGGAACUCGUAUCACUGGAAGCAAGCUUCCAAAAGGAUUUUGCAAGAGUGGGAAGGAUAUUAGAUUGACAACGCUGGAAAAUGAUUCCAGUUUCAUGGUACCAUGCCCAAAUGAGUAUGUCCUCCUUGCUCUGCAGACUUCUGCUAGCUCUUCCUCUGACAACCUCGUCAUUAUUGCAAUAAACCUGAAAUCCUUGCCUCCUCCAAACAGUUCUUCCCAAGCCUUGUCAGUGCAAUGCGUUGGUUGUGGGGAGAAGGCAAUACACACAUUCAUACAACUAGUCGAACACGUGGGCCUUGAUUAUUCGGAAGUGGCCAAUGCACAUCUAAAAACCAACUCAAGUCACCUCAUAGGAGCACAUGCACGAUUUUACCUUGUGAGAGAUAGAAAUAAUGCAAGACACCUCAUUAGAGGACCUGCACUGAUGUGGAAUAAACAACUUGAAGCUGGAAGAGUAAGGAGCAGCAUUCCCGUUCCUCGCUUCUCUGUGAUGCAGAAUCCGAUGUUUAGGAACCAGAACACCAUGCUUCCAACCCCCACUCACUUCACGUCACCCAAAUCCUCUCACCCACCCUUGGUUCAGUCGUUAUCUGGCCCCACAUAUUCAAGGGGAAUAUACCCGCUCAAAAGAAAAGCAUCCAGCAUAAAUCAAGAAAGUAGUAUUGAAAUAUUUGAAGAUGAGCCAAGAAGAUACACUCUCAACAAAGAAGAUGCUUCAUCCGAUAUUGUGAUCCCGGAGGACCUGGCACUGACUCUGCAAAGAAAACUGAUCAUUAUGUUACUUCAUCCUCUGAACCAGCAGCCGAGGUUAAGCGGGGACGUAGCAAGCGUGGUUGUCACAUCCAGGUUCUCAGAAUGUUUAGGCAAAAAUAAUGAACCGGAUGUUUCCAAUCUACGUCCAUUCAACUUUAAUCUCAUGCUACUUGUUACAGUGCAGUACCUAGUCUCACUGGGGACUGGUAGCAUUAUCAGUAGUGAAGGUUUUAGCCAUGCAGCACUGCAAGCAAGGAAGCAUGUAGAAAUGCAUCCUCACUUAAAUGAUCAAACACCAACAAAUAUUGUUGCAUUGGCAGCACUAGCAGCAGCUGCAUCAGAAGGCAGGGUGGAAUUUGUUGUGGGAAAGGUAUCCCUUGCUGACAUCAUGUCCCAGUGUAUUGUUAAUGCGCCAACGUCAUCUGCAAUUUACCAAGUUGUGGCAUGUCUUUCUGAUCAUCAAACGGACAACAUUUCAUUUCACAUACUUGUAACAGGAAUGAAACAGUGUCGAGUUACGAGUGAGAGUCUCCUUUCACCAUCAGAGCAUUCAUCCCAAAUCAGUCAGGGCCUCAUCUCUCUCCCUUUUACACAACUAAGACUAUCAUUGUCAGAAGUUACAACACCCCUAAUAAAACCUUCACCUACCUCUCCCACCUCAUACACUGCAAGGAUCACGGAGUUAGCAACACCAUCCUUAAAAUGUUCCGUCCUUGAGCAAUAUCAGAACAAGGUUGCUUCAUUGUUGCUGGCCAAGGUUCACUCAAUAUACGCAAGUGAGAAACACCCAGAUAUAUCACACUUCACCUCACUACGUUUCAUAUUUCUUCUACCUCCGUCACCAUGCUCAUACAAGACAGCUGUCAAUCAAAUAUCAAACUCAGGUGUUCUAAGUUUACUUUACAAAACCUCACUUCCCGUCACCUCUCUAUCCUCGCAAGUUGUUAUUCCAGUCGAACCAUCCUCAAAACAAAGAGUCUUAUCAAUGUGUAAGCAGUGGGAAGGUUCAUCCACCCUUCUGGUAUUGGUUGAUUUAGACUCAAGUGCCAACCAACAAAGCUCUGAGGGUGCCAGUGUACUCAACCAUCCUUGUAUUGUGAACUUAUCAAACGUACUAGUGAUUCAAUGCUCAACCGUGCCUUACUUGCUCCUCACUAACAGUUCAAGAGUGCCUCCAUCGAACCAAGUGUUUCAUUCUUCAGCAACUGCUACCUCAAAUAAACAGAUAACUGUUCCAAAUACCUCAUUAUUUUACUUUGGUACUACUGCAAGCUGUUCAACUAACCCACCCCGCAUCACAUAUGACCUCGAUUUUGAAAACCUCAAAGACAAUUUGCUGCUUAGCCAUCAUCCCUUGCAUACGUCACUCGUGGCAUGCGAGCUCAUCAUACAACAUUACAUUACUGCUCUUAUCAUCGCAUUUUCGGAAGAAAGCGAGCGAAGGAAGCUGAGAAUGGAUCUUACUUCAGUUUAUUCUGCGCUCACCGAACGCAUUGUUGAGGAUAUGAUUGGUCAACCAAGCAACCAAUCAGGUGCGACUGUCUUAAUUCGAAUUCCCUCAUCAGUGCUUACAGCAAGAUUCUUUGACACGAUAAAGCAUACCAGAGAUAAACUUGGUCAACAGAAUGCGUUUGAGAUUGUUCUGUAUAAUGCUCAGUGCCAGAAUAUAGAAGUCUCCGAACAUUUCCUACAAGUUUUGCGGACGCAAAACUUAAGUUCAGAUGAAUGGGUUCCAACCUCACUGGCUGACUUAACGGACAUCCCAUGCAUGAUUGUAUAUGAGGGGGAGUUGGUUUCCCAUCAAGACUUGCCCCGAACUUUGAGACACAUAGACCUUCGUAUGGCUUUUGAAGACGGAAAUCGCUUGACGAGGUCUAAGCUGGAAAUGGAACUCUCCCUCGCUGCCAGCGUGUGCCAUCCUAACCUGCAAACAAAAACCUUCAAAUCUGAUCCUGACGAUGAUGGUAACAACCUUCAUGUUAUAGAAUCUGAUGAUGCUCAGUCUGAUAAGGAUGGAGAAGGAAAAACGAGUGGCUGGGAGUCAAAAGAAGAAACACAGUUUGAUUCAAGGUUGGAGCCGUUGAAACGGAAGCGACCUCGCAUGGAUUGUGUGGAGUCCGAUUUCAUCAGUGCUGCAAUGCGUGAUGCGAAUCUUCAAACAACCGACAACGGAAAGGAAACGAAAUGCAAUCCCGUGGCACCAAAAGUGGUUCUACCAAAACGAAUUUAUGAUAUACUAAAGUCCAAUAAUGAGGGCACAACAGACGUGACAUCUUUACUGCCGUGCCAAUUGUCAUCAUGGAGUGAAACAUUACAUCCGAUACUUGACUCGCGUACAACUAAUCCUGACCAGGUUGCUGCUUAUUAUCGAAAGUGGACGAAACCUCUUCCAGGUCAUCCGGACUACAACGACUCAAGCGACACACUCGAUGAAAAUGAGAACCAGAUCAGUCAAAUUGAUCCUUAUCGUGUCCUCCUCACAACUCCCCCAAACUCAAAUCCCGUCUUCAUCUGCUGUAACUUUCUCAAACAACUUCACAGAUCACUUAUGAAGAUGCUUGAAAUUGAAGUAUACGAUGAUGUUGAAGAUAGACCUAUGAUAUCACGUGAAGCAACAUUUCACACGUUGCUAGGCAACCCUGUGAGUACGGAAAGGAGUCAAAUCACUAACUCAUGUUAUGACUUACAACAACUUCAUGUUAGAAAGCCCUCUGUUGUUGGUAAUAAUAGGAAGGUGGUGACCAUAUCAAGCAACAAUAAUCAUGCGUUCAAUGUAAGGCGAGGGAAGGAGAAUGUUACAUUGGACGACACAGAGAACUCUUCUUCUUCCACUUAUGAAGUUAAUCUUGCUCCCUCUGCUUCUUGGAGCUACAAAGGAUCAUUAAACCUUCGUCUUAUCAUCCCUGUGAAGAGCAGAUCACUUUUUAACUUCAUUAAAUGUGAAGACGGAUCACACAAACUCAGAUCUAUCAGACUGAGGGAACAGUCAUAUGAUGGACUCAAGACGCCCAUUGUAAGUUUUGGCAAUAAUGGGGCAGCUGAGGGGUUGUAUAACUUACGUGGCACCCUUGACACCAAUAAUGACGAUGUCAACCACCUUCAUAUGGUGGUAGUCAAGGAAUGCGACGAGUUCUCCUACACAAAGUUGCUGCCCAACCAUGUACUGCUCGUCUUGCCUCAAGACUUUGAUGUAUUGGGCAGAGGUGCAAUGAAGUUUGCUGCCCAAGCUCUCUUCACUCACUUCUAUGAUGUUUCUAUCGGAGAUGAGGCUAGUGACACCGUGUGGCCGUUUGUGAUGAUGAUGAACGAUGAUUGCGUUGCGUGGUCGUCAUGGAAACCAAGCGAGGAACGCAUUUCAAACCCGGCGGACGAAUGGAGUGACAUAUCACUGAAAGAGCUUCUAGAAAACGUGGAGUCUUCGUUAACAUCGGAAGUUGCAGCUGUUGGAUUCCGUCCGUGGUCGACCAACCUCACCCGACCAAACUCUGCCGAAAACUUGGUAAAACGGAGAAAUAACGUAUUCACCUCAUCCUAUAUCGAAUCGUGCGUCAUCUUAAACUUGUACGCAGCAAGGGAUGUUUUUUGCUCAAGUACAAGGUUUAACUGGGAAGACCUGGACUGGUCCCUUCGACUAGCAGCUGCGGGACUUCCGGUACAGAGGUUUGAAAACAUCGCUCUGUGCACAAAAGUCAUGCCAGCAGUGAAAUCCCACGAAAUAUUAAACUCCGAGGAAAGUGUGUUGGUAACGGCGGCAGAUUCCGAGUUUGUUCCUUUCUCCUUCCACCCAAGCCUGCUGCUGGAGAAACACUUUAACAAGAACGCUGCGUCAGUUUUCCCACUUUCACAGUCCAACCCCUUAAACCCAGUACUGUGCAUUGACUGUUAUAUCAGCCUUGGAACUGACAUCUUGGUCGAGUUUACGAGCAGCGACCCGUCGGCACCAGAUUGGGCACUGGAUUAUAAUAAAUUGUACGGCGGGUUAUUGCUGUACUGCCCUGCUUCCACCGUCACAUUUGAUUUCUUACUUAAGUAUCAGUUUGCUGAAGGCGCCACCGUGUGCGUGAUCGGACACGACCGUAGUUCGUUGCGCCAGACAGUGGUGAAACUGAACCUGGAAAGUGAAUGGCAUUUCCGUCUCACUGACGAAUUUCUGACUGCCAACCAUACUGUGCUCUCUGGCUCCAACGUGCGGCCACUUUAUUUCCUUACAGGUAUGCACAAGAACCCAUGAUCAGCCACGACAAUCAACUCAUCAUCAAUCUCUCAGUUUUAGUCACGGGUCUUGUUAAGGCCACAUCGAAUACUUUUUUUAGGCUUUUUACGUUUUAUUUGUACAUACCACCUCCGGAAAUGAGUUUUGCCUCGCCACAUUGAUCGGAAUGCGUUGUAAGCCAAUAUUGUGACCUCAAUCUCCGACGUCCUAUGCACUCAGACGAUUUUCCGUUUGCAAGCCAUCGGACGAUCACCACGGAACAUUACACGCUGUUCCACUUAAUCUACUUCAUUGUGACGUAAUAAUCAGGAUUUGUGUCUUGUCGUAUACCUCCACAACUAAUCUCAACUUCUUCAAUGUCGUCUUCAAAUCAAAAUGUUCCAAAACUUUACAAAACCCCUCUCUUGGUCUUCAAUCAAUGUUUGUUAUUGUAACACCUCCUUAUCGUGUACUACCCAACCCCGUACCUCACUUCACAGCGUUUUUCAACGCGUCAUCAUUUAAACAGCGUUUAUUAUAUACUUUGUACUUUCCAAACCGCCGCAAAAGAAACCGAUUUUUUGCCGGGGUUCCAUUUUUUUCAUUGGAACGCUACCUGUAAACCUGAUCCGAGUUACUAAAUGUCCAAUUUAUAACCAACAGUACCUUGAUAAACCAGGUGCAUACAUGGCCUACCCUCAAAUAUUGUGAAUAUUAUUUGUCGUACUAACCCGUUAUAUUUACUUGAAUCCGCAUGCACAGCAUUCCAUUGUGUCCAAGCUCCUCAUGCACCUACCUCGUUUUUGUUUGCUUCCAGCUACUCAGGAUCGUUAGCUCCACCCCAUGACCGUGGUCCGAUGUUUUCUUGUGAUUUUGAGAAACAAUGUGUGAAACGCGUAACCUCUGCGAAUAUUACAAAGAGUUGAAAAUCCGUG